AUGAAUGCCGAGGCGGUCUUGCCGUCAGAGUACCUGUCCUCGAUGCAAUCGAAGCAUCCAACCAGCGUCUCGCAUGGCAGAUCGAUCCAGAGCAACACACAAAAGCGCAUGUCUUUGUUUUCUAGCGAGCGUCUUGAUAAAAGACCGUUCUGGAAGGGCUACCAACGGGUCGUGGGGUUCGACACUAUGGCAGAUGCUGAGAAUACGGAACAGAGCGCAUCCUAUACACUUCAGAUAAAAUCAAUUGGAUACGCACGCACUAAACACACACGCACAUUUAUGUGCGCGGUCGACGCUACCAAGAGCAGCGAACGCGCGCUGGAAUGGAUUAUGGAAAAUCUCGUCGACGACGGCGACGAGAUCGUUGCUGCUCGCGUGUUUGAAGGCGAGCAAGAUCGAAUGGAUCCUGUAGUGGCACAAGAAUGUGCGAAUGCUUUGCUUGCUUCUAUCGUCGACCUGAACGAGUCUGCAACACCACGCCGCAUCUCUGCUACCGUCGAGUUUCUCUCAGGACCCAUUAAAUCAUCUAUACUGCGUCUCGCCACCAUUUACCGACCAGAGAGCUUGACGAUAGGGACGCGGGGGAAACAAGUCAGCGCGUUUGAGAAGAUUCUGGGUACCACGCCGCUGGGUAAUUUAAGCAAAACACUCAUUUGGCAGUCGCCUGUGCCCGUUAUCAUUGUGCGGCCAGAAGAUCGCGUGCAGAAACAUUUAUCCAAACGCAUGGCCGAUCCACGAAGACACGAGUAUUACGAUCUUGUACAAAGUAAUGAGCAGCUUCCCAUGAGCUUGCCGCCACACGCCGAAUAG
Molecule: messenger RNA, 810 nt
Organism: Malassezia vespertilionis
Lineage: Eukaryota; Fungi; Basidiomycota; Malasseziomycetes; Malasseziales; Malasseziaceae
Exons: 1
Coding region: 1-810 (269 amino acids)
Source: RefSeq, a predicted model, not a curated record